AUGCCAUUCGAUCUUGAUGCUGGUGAUGAAAGUAAUGAAAAUAAUGUCGUAACUGCUGAUUAUGAUGCUGAUUAUGCUUGUCUGAGUGAUCAAUCUUUCGAUGCAGAAACUGGCGAAGAAAAAUUAAUUUUACGUGGAGUUAAAUAUUGUGAAGAAUUAAAUAUACCAAAUCAUCGUAUUCAUUGCUGUUAUACAGAUAAUUGUAACAAACAAUUACCAAAAAUGAUAACUCUAUCAUUAGCAGAUAUUAUGCCAAUGGAAACAAAACUGGCAUCAAAUAAUCAACGUCAUAUAUCAUCGAUAAUACUCAUUAUUUUAAACAUGUUUUUUUCAAUAUUUUUAUUAAAUUAA
Messenger RNA from Rotaria sp. Silwood2, 351 nucleotides. The record is from the annotation of a GenBank genome assembly. Lineage: Eukaryota; Metazoa; Rotifera; Eurotatoria; Philodinida; Philodinidae.